Molecule: messenger RNA, 1503 nt
Organism: Paecilomyces variotii
Lineage: Eukaryota; Fungi; Ascomycota; Eurotiomycetes; Eurotiales; Thermoascaceae
Product: MFS quinate transporter
Exons: 3
Coding region: 1-1503 (500 amino acids)
Biological process (GO): carbohydrate transport; transmembrane transport
Cellular component (GO): membrane
Molecular function (GO): carbohydrate:proton symporter activity
Source: RefSeq, a predicted model, not a curated record
AUGGGCCGCAGACUUGGCCUUUUCAGGGCCAUUUACCUCGUUUGUAUCGCUUGCAUGGGUUCAUUUGCCUUUGCCUAUGAUACUGGGGUGAUCAGCGGCGUUCUUACCCUGACCUCGUUCGAGGAAGACUUCAGAUACACAAAGAAGCAAAAAACCAACGUCAAUUCCAAUGCAGUCUCAAUCCUCCAAGGCGGCGCUUUCUUUGGCUGCUUUUUCAUCUGGCCAAUCACCAACUGGAUCGGUCGACGCGGAGGUCUCAUGGUCAGUUCUAUCGUCUUUAUCAUCGGCACCAUUCUCCAGGUCGUCAAUUCACAUUCGAUUGGCGUGUUCUAUGGAGGGAGAGUGAUUGCUGGACUGGGAAUCGGAGCCGCGACGGUGCUGAUCCCGAUGUAUACCGCAGAAAUGGCACCCAAAGACAUCCGAGGCAGGCUGGGUGCAUGCUUCCAGCUCUUCUUUGCGACCGGAGUCAUGGUCUCGUACUGGGUGACCUAUGCGGUCGGUAUCGAUCAACCGAAAGUCACCAGGCAAUGGCAGAUCCCUCUGGGCCUCCAGUUUCUGCCCGUUGGCCUGCUGCUAAUCGGCAUGUGCACGGUGAAAGAAAGUGCACGUUGGCUUGCGCAGAAGGGCAAGAUAGAAAAGGCCAGGGAGUCAUUGAAAUGGGUCCGUGGAGGCCAAGAGACUGAAGAGCUGCAAGUGGAAUUUGACGAAAUCCUUGCCGGUCUCGAGGAAGAAGCCCGCGUCAAGGAGGGAUUCAGUCUGAAAGAGCUCCUUCUCCCGGCAAACAGAUAUCGUAUCUUCAUUGCAAUCACCAUCCAAUUAUGCGCUCAACUGACCGGAAACACAUCGCUGGCUUAUUAUGCUGCUCAGAUCUUCUCUACCGUGGGCGCAGGCAAUAACAACAUGUUCGUGACAGGCUUCUUCGGUGUCGUCAAGGUAGUCGGAGUGAUUGUCUUCCAGCUCUUCGUCCUUGACCGUGUCGGCCGUCGCGUUCCAUUCAUGGUGGGAGCAUUUUCCAUGGGCUCCUUCAUGCUUAUCAUGGCUCUCAUCGUAGCCACGCACCCGCCUAGUGCCACAGCAGCCCAGCAUGGAGCAUCGAAGGCCGGAAUUGCGGCGGUUAUCAUGACUUACGCAGAGGCGUUCAGCUACAACAUGUCCUGGGGCCCUCUGCCCUGGUUAUACCUGGGUGAAAUAUUCUCCAACCGAACUCGAGAAGUUGGUCUCGCCAUUGGCAGCGCGUCGCAAUGGCUAUUCAACUUUGUCAUGUCGCAGAUGACACCUCAUGCCAUUACCAACAUUGGAUGGAGGACAUUUUUAAUGUUUGCCAUUUUCAACUACGCAAUUAUAGUAUAUUCCUGGUUCUUCCUAAAAGAGACCUCCGGCUACUCCCUAGAAGAGAUGCAAGGUGUUUUCGCCGGCCACGACGAAGCUGAAGGCAAGGACGUGGAGAAGAAGGAUAUUGAAGCGGCCGAAAUAUCUGCAAAGGCCGAAUCGCGGGACCAAUAA